Molecule: messenger RNA, 278 nt
Organism: Staurois parvus
Lineage: Eukaryota; Metazoa; Chordata; Amphibia; Anura; Ranidae
Source: the annotation of a GenBank genome assembly
AGUUGGCAACUUCUGUGCACUGUGUACUUCAAUUGCUUUGUUAUAAUACCACUAACAGUUGACCGUGGAAUAUUUAGUAGCAAGAAAAUUUCAAGGAUAGACUUAUUGCACAGGUGGCAACCUAUCACGGUACUACACUUGAAUUUGCUGAGCUCCUGGGAGUAACCCAUUCUUUCACAAAUGUUUGUACAAGCCGUCUGCAUGCCUAGGUGCUUGACUGUAUACACCUGUGGCCAUGGAGGUGAUUGGACCCACCUGAAUCCAAUGAUUUGAAGGGG